CCAUUCAGCUUCAUGUACGAAGUAAAAGACGCAGCCACCGGUAACGACUACAGUCACAAGCAAGAAAGCGACGGCAAAACAGUCAAAGGCGAGUACAAAGUCUUACUGCCCGACGGACGUAACCAAGUGGUCACAUACACCGCCGACGACAUGGGUUUCAACGCGAUGGUCAAAUACGACGGUGAAGCCCAACCAGGUCCAGCAGGACCUGCACCCCAAGGACCUCCAGCACCAGGAGCUCCACCACCACCUGGAGCAAAACCAUCGGGUGGUUUUGGUGGUGGUGGCGGUGGCGGCGGCGGAGGUGGCGGAUACCCAUCAGGAGGACCUGGAGGAUUUCCACCACCUAGCAGUGGUGGUGGUGGUGGUGGAGGUGGGUACCCUAGAGGAGGUCCGGCUGGAGGAUCUGCUAUGCCACCUGGUAAUUCUUAUCUUCCUCCGAGUUCUGGCGGAUACAGAUAGUUUUUAUUGUGAUAGGUACCUACAUAAUAAGUGAACGAUAAAUGGAUGUGUGAAAAGAUGGUACAAUGAAUUCGAUAGGGAGGAAAUUUGGGAUGAAUGUGGGAUUGUUUUGGCGUGUUUUAUUUAUUUAUUUAUUUAUUUUUUACCAUCUCAUCAAUCGUGUGAUUAUGAUAACUAUAUAGUGAUGCAGUGCUACCAAUUUAAUUUUUUAUGUAUUUAUCAAGUUCAAUAAAGCAUUUAACAAUUAA
Molecule: messenger RNA, 710 nt
Organism: Planococcus citri (citrus mealybug)
Lineage: Eukaryota; Metazoa; Arthropoda; Insecta; Hemiptera; Pseudococcidae
Product: pro-resilin-like
Exons: 1
Coding region: 13-462 (149 amino acids)
Cellular component (GO): extracellular matrix
Source: RefSeq, a predicted model, not a curated record